AUUUUUUUUUUAUUGGAGAUGAUCUUAUAUACAAAACAAUAAUAGUUAUAUAUAAUAUAUAUGUUACGUUAUCUUUUGUCCAACAUUCAGAAAUCUAUCUCUCACAAAAUCAUGAUGAAAAAGCCUUUGCUUCUUCAUUUUCUAAAAAAAAAAUAGUCUUCGCCUCUAUACGACCACAAAACAGCCUCAAAAUCAAGAGAGAUUACAUAUAGUACCGUUCAUCAGCCAUGGCGUUACCAAGCUCGGCUAAAACACUGGAAGUUUCCCAUGUCGCACCUUUAACGACCUCACCAGAAUCAAACGUCCACUUCACUCUCCCUUUAACCUUUUUCGAUAUAAUAUGGUUCAAAUUCGCUCCAGUCGAGCGCGUAUUUUUCUAUGCUCUUCCUGAAACUAAACACACUUUCUUCAACUCUGUUCUCCCAAAGCUCAAACACACCCUCUCUCUCACACUCCAAUAUUUUCUACCUUUAGCCGGCAAAAUAACUUGGCCUCAAGAUUCCCCCAAGCUUGUCCUUCAAUACACCCCAGGCGACGUCGUUUCGGUCUCCGUGGCCGAGUCCGAUGCUGAUUUUGACCUCAUCGCCUCAAACCGUGCUUUCCAUGCCUCCUUGGUUCGUCCUCUGGUUUCUCCUUUACAUGUUUCUGAAACAGGGGCUUCGGUAAUAGCUCUUCGAAUCACUCUAUUUCCCAAUCGAGGAUUUUCUAUUGGCAUCACAACCCAUCACGCUGUUCUAGAUGGGAAAUCCACAACCAUGUUUAUGAAGUCGUGGGCUUACUUAACUAAACAAAAUCCUCCGUUAUUGCCGGAGCUCACACCCUUUUAUGACCGGAAUGUUAUUAAAGACCCACCUGGGUUUGACAUGAUAAAAUUCUUGCGAUCAAGUCCUGGAUCGACGUUAUCUGAUUGUAGAAAUAAUCCAAAACUGUUUGAAUUCCGUCAAUUUUCAAUCUUGGAUGAACUCACCGACUUAUAUCGAGCCACUUUUGAACUAAGCCGCUCCGAUAUAGAUAAACUCCGGCAAAGGGUAUCGUCCAAUUGGGAUAGCAGCUCAAAACCAAAGCUCCAUUUAUCAACUUUUGUUGUUACGUUUGCUUACGUCUUCGAUUGCAUUCUAAAAGUUACAGAAGGAGAUGAAAGUAAAAUGAAAGUUAUGUUCGGAUUCUCUGCUGAUUAUAGGAACCGUUUAAUCCCUCCGGUGCCGGAAAAUUACUUUGGGAACUGCGUAGGAUUCAAGAUGAAUUACGAGAACAUGAGAGAGCAAUUGGUUGGUAGGGAUGGAGAUUCGUUUAGUGCUGUUGCUGAGAAGAUCAGUGGUUUGGUGAAGGAGAUGGGUAAUCAUGAUCAGAAUGAUAUUUUGAAAGAAGGAGAACUAUUGGUUUCGAAGAGGGGUUUAAUAGCGUCUGAAAAAUACUCCGGAGUUGGAGUAGCUGGGUCGCCGAGGUUCGGCGUUUACAGCAUAGAUUUUGGAUGGGGCCAUCCCAAGAAGGUAUCUUUCAUAUCUAUAGAAAAUGGUUCCAUUUCAAUGGCGGACUCUGAAAAUGGAGACGGCGGUGUUGAGGUUGGUUUGUAUUUGAAGAAACAACAAAUGGAUGUUUUUACUUCUGUUUUCCUCACCGGUCUUAGUCUUUAGCAAUAUUAUUUAAGGUUGUUACUUUUCUAUGCUGAAAACAUACAUCUUUCUAUAUUUAUCUAUAUAUAUUUAUGGAAAUUUUUGUAAAAAUAAAAAAAAUAAUAAUAAUAAUUUAAAGUAUAAAAAUAAAUAAACCCCAUAUGGAAAUUGUUGUGCUAUUU
Molecule: messenger RNA, 1795 nt
Organism: Cannabis sativa
Lineage: Eukaryota; Viridiplantae; Streptophyta; Magnoliopsida; Rosales; Cannabaceae
Product: phenolic glucoside malonyltransferase 1-like
Exons: 1
Coding region: 228-1634 (468 amino acids)
Source: RefSeq, a predicted model, not a curated record